AUGGCCCGCCCGGCCUUCUCCAUCUCGCCCUCCAAGCCGGGCUCCGACCUCGCGGGCGAGUCCGCCGCCGCCUUCGCCGCCGCCUCCAUUGCGCUGCGCGACUACGACGCCGGCCUCGCCAACGAGCUGGUGGAGCGCGCGCGCGAGCUGUUCGCCCUCGCCAACGACUACCGCGGGAAGUACUCCGACUCCAUCACCGACGCCGCCAACUUCUACGCCGCGGCGUGGCUAGCCCGCGCCACAGGGGAGCAGUGGGUGCUGGACCUGGCGGAGAACUUCUACUCGUGGUACGGCAUCCAGUGGAACAACGGCUUCGGCUGGGACGCCAAGGGCUCCGGCGCCGACGCCGUGCUCGCCGGCAUCACCGGCAAGCAGGUCUACACCGACAACCUCCGCUCCUACUGCGACCACCUGCUCUACUCGCAGCAGCGCACGCCCAAGGGGCUCGCUGCGCGUCUGAACAUCAACUCCAAUACGUAUUGGAACUUCGUGAAGGAGCAGAUCGACUACAUGCUGGGCGACAGCGGGCGCAGCUACGUGUGCGGCUUCGGAAACAACCCACCCCUCAGGCCACAUCACCGCGGCAGCUCGUGCCCGUCGGACGUGUGCACGGCGAACACGUGCAACUGGAACACGUUCGGCGACAGCGGGCCCAACCCCAACGUCCUGUACGGCGCGCUCGUGGGCGGGCCCGACGAGUGGGACAACUACGUGGACAGGCGCGACGACGCCGUGCAGAACGAGGUGGCGCUCGACUACAACGCCGCCUUCCAGGGCGUCGUCGCCGCCCUCGCCGCGCGCUACGCCUGA
Gryllus bimaculatus (two-spotted cricket) is the source of this 810-nucleotide messenger RNA. Lineage: Eukaryota; Metazoa; Arthropoda; Insecta; Orthoptera; Gryllidae. The record is from the annotation of a GenBank genome assembly.